CAAAUCUAAAAUCCUUUUUGGAAAGAGAAAGCAAAGAAAGCAAACAAAAAGAAAUGGCUGCUUCGGACGAAAGCCCUGCUGCUAAGAGGUGGCUUCCUCUUGAAGCUAACCCUGAAGUUAUGAACCAGUUCCUUUGGGGACUUGGCCUUCAAGAGGAUGAAGCAGAGUGCUUUGAUGUUUAUGGCUUGGAUCUAGAACUCCUGGAAAUGGUUCCAAAGCCUGUACUUGCUGUCCUGUUUCUUUAUCCCCUAACCUCACAGAGUGAAGAAGAGAGAAUUCUGCAGGCAAAUGAAAAGAAGGAAAGUAGCAGUAGAGUUUAUUUUAUGAAACAAACUGUGGGCAACGCUUGUGGAACAAUUGGACUUCUUCAUGCUGUUGGGAACAUCACUUCAGAGAUCAAGCUUCUUGAGGGAUCAUUCUUGGAUAGAUUUUUCAAAACCACUGCAACAAUGGAUCCAUUGGAGCGUGCAGCAUUUCUUGAGAAUGACAGAGAAAUGGAAGUUGCUCAUUCUGUUGCAGCUACUGCUGGUGAAACAGAGGCUUCAGAUAAUGUGGACACUCAUUUCAUCUGCUUUGCAUGUGUGGAUGGGGAACUUUAUGAGCUCGAUGGAAGAAAGUUUGGACCCAUAUCUCAUGGUCCAUCCUCACCAAGCAGUUUAUUGCAGGAUGCAGCUAAAGUGAUACAGGGUAUGAUCCACAAGAAUCCUGAGUCACUCAACUUCAAUGUUAUUGCCAUUUCGAAGAAAGAUGGGUGUGCAUCUGUUUAAGCUUCUUUAAGCUGCUCGACUGUGGUUGAAAUGUUAACAGUUUAUAAUCCCUAAUGUUAUUAGGCAUCUUCAAACCCUCACUUCCCUUUUGAGUUUGUUCCUGAGGUAAUUUGGAAACGAAUUAGUUUUAUGCGAUCCAUUCUAUUUGUCUUGCA
Molecule: messenger RNA, 922 nt
Organism: Corylus avellana
Lineage: Eukaryota; Viridiplantae; Streptophyta; Magnoliopsida; Fagales; Betulaceae
Gene: UCH3
Product: ubiquitin C-terminal hydrolase 3
Biological process (GO): ubiquitin-dependent protein catabolic process; protein deubiquitination
Cellular component (GO): cytoplasm
Molecular function (GO): cysteine-type deubiquitinase activity
Source: RefSeq, a predicted model, not a curated record